Molecule: messenger RNA, 2187 nt
Organism: Durio zibethinus
Lineage: Eukaryota; Viridiplantae; Streptophyta; Magnoliopsida; Malvales; Malvaceae
Product: Tetratricopeptide repeat (TPR)-like superfamily protein
Molecular function (GO): protein binding; mRNA binding
Source: RefSeq, a predicted model, not a curated record
GUUACAUAAUCAUUUAUAUAACUGUCCAAUCUCAUGAUUACACUCCAUGCCGUGUAAAUACUCAUAAGUUCAAAUUGCCACUCUCUUUACUAGUUGCUGCACUCUGUGUAGUUGAUGGCUCUCCUUUCUCUAGCAAGAAGGCUCCUAAGAAUGCACUCUCAGAUCCUAUUCCCAUUUCUUCUUCAACACCCUGAGACCAUUCCCUCAUCUUUGGCUUCUUCCUCAAUCCAACAACGACAUUUUCUUUCUUUGGCAUUUCAUCAAACAUUCUUCAUAUCCUCUCAAACUCCACUUUUGACCUCACAUUUCUCCACUCUCCAAUCCCUUUCAGCCCAAACUCUCAACUACCAAUUUGAGUUCAGUCCACCACCAAUCCAUGACCCUGACCCACAGGAACCAGCUCUCCUCCAUUUGCUCAAACGGGUCGCCCAUUUUAGCUCUGAAGCUGAGGCCAUGGCUUCUCUUGAUGAAUCUGGUAUCAAGGCAACUCAAGGUUUGGUGUGCUCAGUGAUUUGGAAAAUGAGGGAAGAGUGGAGGCUGGCGUUUUUGGCUUUUAAAUGGGGUGAGAAAUGGGGAAGUAGUGGUGAAAAUAGUUAUGAGUUGAUGGUCUGGGUGUUGGGAAAUCAUAGGAAGUUUAACAUGGCUUGGUGUUUGAUUCGUGACUUAUAUCGUUUUUCGAUGGAUACAAGACGGGCAAUGUUUAUUAUAAUUGAUAGAUAUGCAGCCGCAAGUGAUCCAUGCACAGCUAUUCAAACUUUCCAUACCAUGGAGAAGUUCAGAAUGACUCCGGACGAAGAAGCAUUCAGAACCCUCCUAAAAGCUCUAUGUAGAUAUGGCAACAUUGAAGAGGCUGAAGAGAUAAUGCUUGUAAAUAAGAAGCUCUUCCCGUUGGCUGCUGAUGGCUUUAACAUUAUUCUCAAUGGUUGGUGUAAUGUUUUAGUUGAUGUAUUUGAAGCAAAGAGAGUUUGGAGAGAAAUGUCAAAAUAUUGCAUUAUACCAAAUGGUACUUCUUAUACUCACAUGAUUUCGUGUUUCUCAAAAGUUGGGAAUCUCUUUGACUCACUGCGGCUCUAUGAUGAAAUGAAAAAAAGAGGUUGGAAUCCAGGCAUUGAGGUAUACAAUUCAUUGGUGUAUGUUCUAACUCAUGAAAAUUGCCUAAAUGAAGCUUAUAACAUCCUCAAGGAAAUGAAAAAAGCUGGGUUGCAGCCAGAUUCGGCCACUUACAAUUCAAUGAUACGUCCUCUUUGCGAAGCAGAAAAGGUUGAGGAGGCAAGAAAUAUUUUAUCCACCAUGAAAGAAGAGAAUCUUAGCCCAACCAUUGAAACCUACCAUGCAUUUCUUCAUGGUGUUGGUUUUGAAGGAACAUUGGAAGUUCUUAACCAUAUGAAGAUUGCCAGUUUAGGGCCGACUGGUGAUACCUUUAUCUUUGUUCUUGGUAAGUUUUUCAAAAUGGAGCAACCUGAGCAUGCAUUGAAGAUUUGGGCAGAAAUGAAGCAUUUUGAAGUUCUUCCUGAUUCAAGUCAUUACAUAGCAUUAGUGGAAGGGCUAGCAUCAUCCGGAUGGUUAGUUGAAGCCAGGGAAUACUAUGAUGAGAUGAGAUCCUGUGGAUUUUUGGACGAUCCCAAGCUUAAGAAGAUAUUGGAGGAACCAAAGCAACACAGUGGCAGUAAGAGACAGAGGGGUCCAAAAGAGAUUAAGAAAAGUAAGCAAUUAAAUGCAUGGAAAGGAAAGAAAGUAAGACGAAAAAAAAAGGUCAAUGCCAAUGAAAAAUGAAGAAGGCAACAGAAAACGGUUCUAUUUUAAAGUCUAAAUGUACAAAGGUGAAAAUUUCUUUGCUUUUUUAUUUUUGAAAAUUGAAGGUUGACAAUUGCAUUUCUACCAUUUGGGGAUAUUGUCUGUUCCCUAGCACAUUAGAAGCUACUGGUGGUGUAUUUUAAGUAGGUGGAGUCUCUGAAAGGGAUACUGCUGCCAUUCAUCAGAUGCAGAAAGGGGGGGUUGAAAGUGGUUAGCUGUGUGGUUCUGGUCAGGGAUGGCAAUUUCUUCGAUUGAUGAUAUAAGAUCUUUAAUCCAUUAGAAAUUCAACCAUAUCUUGAUGAAGCCUAAAGAAAAGAGUUCCAGAAUUGAUGUUAAUAAAGAGGUAUGCAAUUACAUCAUUGGAAGCUAAGAACAGCAUGAUAGCACGUGAAA